AUGGAAAGUCCCACUGUAUAUCCGAAAGGAAUUCCUUUGCUCACGAACUCUCCUUUAGUGACAGAUCCACAUAGAGCGACAGUGCACCCCAAUCCUUCCACUGAUCCCGCUGUAGAUCCGGGAGGUGAUAGUUUACUCAAUGUGCUGAUAAACGCAGAUAUUUCCUCGUCAUCCUUGAAGACUACGAGCAAUUUAGCUUCGGUCACCAGUCCUAAUGCACUGUGGCCCCUCCGAACUCCCACUGUUCACCUGAAAGUUGUCAACUCUUAA
Dicrocoelium dendriticum is the source of this 270-nucleotide messenger RNA. The record is from the annotation of a GenBank genome assembly. NCBI's taxonomy places the organism in Eukaryota, Metazoa, Platyhelminthes, Trematoda, Plagiorchiida, Dicrocoeliidae.